Messenger RNA from Pygocentrus nattereri (red-bellied piranha), 3202 nucleotides. It is a transcript of the gene kpna6, whose product is annotated as karyopherin alpha 6 (importin alpha 7). Gene Ontology annotation, biological process: NLS-bearing protein import into nucleus. Gene Ontology annotation, cellular component: nucleoplasm; cytoplasm; nucleus. Lineage: Eukaryota; Metazoa; Chordata; Actinopteri; Characiformes; Serrasalmidae. The record is from RefSeq and is a predicted model, not a curated record. Gene Ontology annotation, molecular function: protein binding; nuclear import signal receptor activity. Bases 103 to 1716 code for a protein of 537 amino acids. The transcript is spliced from 14 exons.
CGACAUAUUGUUUGUGAGGAGCAAUUUGUUGAAGGAGCGAAGCUUCUGUCCUUUUUGGUCCUUACAGGCCGACAAAAGCAACUUUUCUAUAAAGACAGCGAGAUGGAGCCAUCUGCCAGUCCAGCGAAGGAUAACUACAGAAUGAACCGCUAUAAGAACAAAGCACUUAAUCUUGAGGAGAUGCGCCGAAGACGAGAAGAGGAGGGUAUUCAGUUGAGGAAACAGAAAAGAGAACAGCAACUGUUUAAAAGGAGAAAUGUGGAGUUGUUGAACGAGGAAGGGGGCAUGUUUGACAGCCCACUCAUGGACUCCUAUGUCAGCUCUACCACAGUGCAGGAAGGCGUCAUUACAAGAGACAUGGUGGAAAUGCUCUUUUCAGAUGACCCUGAGCUGCAGCUGGCUACAACACAGAAAUUCAGAAAACUACUGUCCAAAGAACCAAACCCACCCAUUGAUGAGGUCAUCAGCACACCAGGAGUGGUAAACAGAUUUGUGGAGUUCCUUGAAAAAAGCACUGAUUGCACAUUGCAGUUUGAGGCUGCAUGGGCUCUGACCAACAUCGCCUCCGGAACAUCUCAGCAGACAAAGUAUGUGAUCGAGGCAGGUGCCGUGCCUGUGUUCAUCCAGCUCCUCAACUCUGAAUAUGAAGAUGUCCAAGAACAGGCUGUAUGGGCUUUAGGCAACAUUGCAGGAGACAGUGCUGUAUGCAGGGACUUCGUUCUGAACUGCAAUAUACUUCCGCCACUAUUAACGUUGCUGACCAAAUCAACUCGCCUCACAAUGACCAGGAAUGCUGUAUGGGCCCUGUCUAAUCUAUGCAGAGGCAAAAGUCCACCACCAGACUUUGAAAAGGUAUCUCCAUGCCUGCCAGUGCUGUCCCGCCUGCUGUUUAGCAGUGAUCCUGACCUGCUGGCUGAUGCAUGCUGGGCCUUAUCCUACCUCUCAGAUGGACCCAAUGAGAAAAUCCAGGCUGUGAUUGACUCAGGAGUCUGCAGGAGGCUGGUAGAGCUUCUCAUGCACUCAGAUUACAAAGUGGCUUCUCCAGCACUGAGGGCUGUAGGAAACAUAGUCACUGGAGAUGACAUUCAGACACAGGUGGUGCUGAACUGUUCUGCUCUCCCCUGUCUGCUGCACCUGCUCAGCAGUGCCAAGGAGUCCAUCAGGAAGGAGGCGUGCUGGACCAUCUCCAACAUCACAGCAGGAAACCGAGCACAGAUACAGACGGUAAUAGAUGCAAACAUCUUCCCUGUACUGAUCGAAAUCCUCCAGAAAGCAGAGUUCCGCACCAGAAAAGAGGCAGCAUGGGCCAUUACUAAUGCAACAUCAGGAGGCACACCUGAACAGAUCCGUUAUCUGGUGAAUCUGGGCUGCAUUAAGCCCCUAUGUGACCUGUUGACAGUGAUGGACUCCAAAAUUGUGCAGGUAGCUUUGAAUGGACUGGAGAAUAUUCUGAGACUUGGAGAGCAGGAGGCCAAACAGAACGGAAGCGGCAUCAACCCUUACUGCAGUCUCAUAGAGGAGGCCUAUGGCUUGGACAAAAUUGAGUUUCUCCAGAGUCACGAGAAUCAAGAGAUCUACCAGAAAGCCUUUGAUCUCAUUGAGCACUACUUUGGUGUGGAGGAGGAGGAUGCUACUCUGGUGCCACAGGUGGAUGAGAACCAGCAGCAGUACCUUUUUCCUCAGCAGGAGGCCCCCAUGGAGGGCUUUCAGCUCUAAUCAACCUUCCAACACUUCUUCAGUCUCCCUUAGAGCAUCCCUAACUUUCCCGUCCCAGUACCUGUACUGCAGGCUGUAUCAGAUCUGCUCACAGCACAGCCAGACAAGCAUGACUGUGGCCCAUGCAGAUUUAUUUAGACACAUUGAGAAAAAAAUGUGCUUCUUGCAGAAGGACAUUACCACUGUUGUCACACAUGGAAGACUUCAGGAACUGGAGUUUUAUUUAAUUUUAUUCUGUCUUAAUUUGCCCUUUAAAUAGUGUGGCUCUGAAACUGCCCCCCUCCCCGCUGGCUGAAAAUUGAUGGCAUUGCCAAAUUGGUUUGGAAAGGAUGCUUUUUUUUUUUUUUUUUCUCUCUCUUUCUUCUUCAUAUUUCUUCUCUCUGAAUAUAGCAGUCACUGGGCGUGCAUUCCCAACACACCUUGAUAAAUUUGGUAAAUGUAUUUUCUUUGCCUAUUUGUGUAAUACCACCAUAGUAAUACAAUCAAUGCAGUCAAUUAGCACACCUUUCAUCAGAUAAUGAAGACAUUUAGAUACACCUGCAUUCUUUCAUUGCUCAUUCUAGUAGCAAAACGAUACUGGUUGCUUUAUAAGCUGUGCUUCUUAGACACGGUUUUGUAAUAUCGGAGGUUGUUUCUUUUUGAAAGAUUUCGCACUUUUCAGAGGCUUUAGGGAACAUGCUUUAGUUCUUUUUAGUACUAACUUACUUUGUCAUUACACUUGGGUUUGGAAGUUCAAGGAGCUGGAUGGUUGUGCUGAAAUAGUACAUCAGGAAGUGUUCAAAUACAUGAGAUAGGAUGACUAUAUCCAGGCUAAUGGUGAUAGAGGCAGAAUUAUUAGAUGUCUGUUUGUGGCUUGUGGUGUUAUGAAUAGUUGAAAUACGCUGUGACUUAAUUGCUGCGAAAUGUAUGACUAGCACAGAGCUGAGGGAUGGGGUUUUCACUAGGCUACAGCCCCAAGUUUUGCAAGCUAGCCUGGGUUGCAUUUUUGUGUAUUUUAGAUAUGCACAGACACCUGUUUGGACUGCUUUCAUAAAUUUGAGUUUUGCUUUCUUUGUUGGGACAUAGAUUUAAUAAUUGCUGUGCAAAUAGCUGGUGCAGACAGUGUUAAGAUCAGUGUGUGGAUAGCCCUCAGUUGGUGCAUGUUAGGCUUUUGCAUGGUUUUAUUAUUCUAUCCACUGUCUUGGUGUAUCCCUUGCCAAAUCCAGAGGGCUCCCACCCACUGCUAUUAUGUAAUGUUGAUUAAUCAGCUGCUAUCGACAUUUCCUUCACAGGUAUAGCCUAUAAAUAGGAAAAAAGGGCAAUAGUUUGCUUUUUCACAAAAUUUCUUCACCAGCUUUGGUUGUCAUUUAGUUUAUAAAAGUACCUUGUAACCUUUAAUUAUUUAUUUACAUUUUGUUUACAAUUACUUACAUGAGCAAUAAUUUGCAGGUCUUAAAGGUAUGGCAAGGGAUACAUUUGUAAAUCAUGACUAACCUAACAAACAUGU